CCUACCUCUCUCUCUCUCUCUCUCUCUCUACUGCCAUGUGAGGAUGAAGCAUUGCUUCCCUGGGUGAAGCAUUGAUGCAUGGGGAUGUCCAGAAAGACACAAGUAAAGAAGAGGCGCAUCAGCUCUCCGCCUCCCCCUUCUACCCUUCUUCUCCACCAUUCCGAACAUCAUCUUCUUCCCAACUCAGAAACCACCACUUCUGCAAAUCCCCGUAGCCCUUACCCUAAUUUCCAAAGGCCCACUCCUCAAGAAUGCCUUAUUGUUAGAGACGCUCUUAUCUCUCUACAUGGAUUCCCUGAAGAGUUUGCAGAGUUUAGAAGAAAGGAGGCGGUCGUUAAUGAUUCUUUUGAAGAAAAACAGCAAAAGCUGGAUGAUGAGGGAGAGGUUCGAAUUGCGCCACUGAUUCAAGGAGGGAGCGUAUUGGAUGGGCUCGUGAGCGUCAUUUUGUCUCAGAACACCACUGAUGUGAACUCUCGUCGUGCUUUCGAGUCGCUCAAGUUGGCUUUUCCAACAUGGGAGGAUGUGCACGCAGCAGAAUCCAAAUCUGUGGUGAAUACCAUCAAAUGUGGUGGUUUAGCAGAGACAAAAGCUUCUUGUAUUAAGAACAUUUUGAGCGCACUUCUUGAACAGAAAGGAAAAAUAUGCUUGGACUAUUUGAGGGAGAUGCCUAUUGACAAAAUUAAGGCUGAGCUCCGACAUUUCAAAGGAGUUGGGCCAAAAACAGCUUUAAUUUGUUGGCAGGUAGCUUGUGUACUGAUGUUUUAUCUUCAGAAAGAUGAUUUCCCAGUCGACACUCAUGUAUUUCGGAUAGUGAAGGCUAUAGGUUGGGUUCCCUCGGAGGCAAAUCGGGAGAAGGCAUACCUACACCUCAACAGUCAAAUUCCUGAUGACCUAAAAUUUGAUUUGAAUUGUCUCCUCGUAACACAUGGGAAACACUGUGAGAAGUGUACUAAAGGUCACCGAGCCCAGCGAACCCCUCUUGGCUCAUGUCCUCUAUCAAGUUAUUAUGUAUGAGCGCAUUCUAAAUCAGAGGGGAUAUUGGGUUGGCUUUUUAAGGCAUGUGAGAGCCCAAAGUUUCCAGGAGAUCAGUAUUUCAUAGAAGUUGACCAAUUAUGAGCAUGCAGGAUAAUUUUCAGAGACAGUGAUGGAGCAGAUGAGGACUUAAUGGCUGUUUGGGCUUUUGAGGAGUGCUUUGCAGGAGCACUGAGUUGUUUGGCAGUCAUAUCUGGUGAAGCAGGGUGUCUAGAUGCCCUUUCAUUUUCUUCAACUUAAGGUUGUUAGAAAUCCUUUUUUCCUUUGUUUUUUUCCCUUGUUUUGUAUUUCCCUUUUUUUAUUGCGAUUAAAAUGUAGUUAUUUUCCCCUUUUUUGAUCAGUAAGCCUCUAUAGUGCGGUUAUCUUCAUCUUGAAAUUUUCCUGUUGCCAAUUUGGCUUCCUUGUUUUGUAUUAUAUAAUAGAGGAAAGUAUAUCAUGAUAUUUGUGGCAGUGUAUUCUGUAUGAUACUAUAGCUUCAGUCUUCUGGUGUCAAAUCAGUUGGCUGAUUGCAACUGUUAAUCCAACCAAGCAGACUUGACAAACUUAAGGGGCGAAUUGGUUGACAUGAGCCCUUUAUUGAAGAAACCA
Molecule: messenger RNA, 1620 nt
Organism: Amborella trichopoda
Lineage: Eukaryota; Viridiplantae; Streptophyta; Magnoliopsida; Amborellales; Amborellaceae
Product: DNA glycosylase superfamily protein
Biological process (GO): base-excision repair
Molecular function (GO): catalytic activity
Source: RefSeq, a predicted model, not a curated record